CGGACAAGUAGGAGGGGAGGGAGACACUGAGGCGGACAAGAUGGCUGCGGCAGCCGCACAGGGCGGGAGAGCCGGUGGUGGCGGCGGCAGUGGUGGGUCUGGCGGUGGUCCCAGCUGCGGGACAGGCAGUAGCCGCAGCGGUUUAUUGGAUAAGUGGAAGAUUGAUGAUAAGCCUGUAAAAAUUGAUAAAUGGGAUGGAUCAGCUGUGAAAAAUUCUUUGGAUGAUUCUGCCAAAAAGGUACUUCUGGAAAAGUACAAAUACGUGGAGAAUUUUGGUCUAAUUGACGGUCGUCUCACCAUCUGUACCAUCUCCUGUUUCUUUGCCAUAGUGGCUUUGAUUUGGGAUUAUAUGCACCCCUUUCCAGAGUCGAAGCCGGUUUUAGCUUUGUGUGUUAUAUCCUAUUUUGUUAUGAUGGGGAUCCUGACCAUUUAUACCUCAUAUAAGGAGAAAAGCAUCUUUCUCGUGGCCCACAGGAAAGAUCCUACUGGGAUGGAUCCUGAUGAUAUUUGGCAGCUGUCCUCCAGUCUCAAAAGGUUUGAUGACAAAUACACUCUGAAGCUGACCUUCAUCAGUGGAAGAACAAAGCAACACCGGGAAGCCGAGUUCACCAAGUCCAUUGCUAAGUUUUUUGACCACAGCGGGACACUGGUCAUGGAUGCAUAUGAGCCUGAAAUAUCCAGGCUCCAUGACAGUCUCACCACAGAAAGAAAAAUAAAAUAGCCAAUUAUAAAAUAGCUGUCUUCUGCUAGAUCAUGCCGAAUGAUGGGGGGCUGAGGGAGAAAGAAGCAGAGAACUUAAAGUAAGAAAUGUUAAACAUGUCCCUGAUUUGUCCUGAAAUUUCAGUCCAUUCUGGAUAAAUAGGAUUUUCUAGCUCAGAUAUGAGAAGUUGUAGCUCUAAUAUCCAGCUGUAGCCUCCUUGGUCUGCUAACUGCAUUGUUUUGAUUUGCUUUUCUGGAAAAGCAUUUUUGCUAGAGGUCGUGCAGACUUCCUCCUUCAUUCCCAGCAGUACUUUAUGUAGUAUAGCUUUGUGCCAUGCAGCAUAUGAAGACACAGUUUUUAAAAUUGUUAACCUGUUGCUGACUUUGUGUUAAUUCCUGUUUCAAUAGCAUUUCCUUUAAUUCUGGAUACAACUUCUUGUGUAUUACAGCUUUCCUUCACACACCAUUUUUGUGGGUGUGUAUGUAUUUGACUUGGGGAGAAUUGGAAAAAAAACAGCAUUUAAAUUUGUUUCAAACAGACCUUCUGCCUGUUACAUUUUGUGCUCUUAAACCAAUUAAAGAAGCCAGUGGUA
This is a messenger RNA of Manis pentadactyla (Chinese pangolin), 1292 nucleotides long. RefSeq names its product signal peptidase complex subunit 2 (gene SPCS2). The record is from RefSeq and is a predicted model, not a curated record. Lineage: Eukaryota; Metazoa; Chordata; Mammalia; Pholidota; Manidae. Gene Ontology annotation, cellular component: membrane; signal peptidase complex. The transcript is spliced from 5 exons. The coding region runs from base 41 to 721 and encodes 226 amino acids. Gene Ontology annotation, biological process: protein targeting to ER.